CCAAAGUGACUCGCUCCGAAGGCCCAGUCGACACUGUGAAGCGGAUCCGAACGGACCUCUCUCUCCUUUACUCCGCACCGUGCCAUUUUUAUCUUUUUCACAACUUAUCAAAAAAGAUUUUCUUAAAGAACCACACACACACAAAAAACCGGUUUUGUCUACUCCCAAGUGAAGCCCAACAAAUAGUGGCGUAGGUGGGGUUAUAUUUCCUUUCUAUUCAAUCCGGCCGUAGUUCCGGUCCGGUGCGGAUGUGAGAAAAAGAAUUAGAGAGAAACAAACAUUGUUGGUUUGUUCACCUUCACCCAUCUUCCCAUAGAGAGUUUGAAAAUUCCAUUAUUAUCCGUGUGUGUGUAAGUGUACCUUGUGUGUGUGCGUGUUUUUUUCCUCCUUCAAAUCGGCGGUCGUGAAUGGAACGGCGAAUGGAUCGUCGUGAACGUGAGCGCGAACGCUCCCGCCAGAGCAGUUCCAACGAUCGUGUCGACUUGGAUUCACGCACGCCUCUGGCCUGGCAACACCGAGAUUUCAAUUACCAGCACAGCGCCAAUAGUCAGUCCAAUUUCCACGAAAGAUAUCCAGAAGGUGUACCGUCAUCGAGCUCCGAUCGCUUUUCUCACCCGAGUUUGGGUUCACGGUCAGCCCGCUCUGCGGCGGCAGCGAUGGAAGAUGGACGGCAAGGAGGAGGAGGCCAGCAACAACAGGCGGGCAAGAAGAGGAUGAUGCGCGAUCACGCAGGUGCAACCAGCGCCCGAGGGCCCGCCACUGGUGGUGGCGCUCAUAAGAAAGCCUCGACUUCUUCAUCGACAGGAACCAGCAACCACACCGGAAUGGCAGCCGCAUCGUCGUCGUCGGCAGCAGAAGGAGGAGGAGGACCCGGCGGGGCUAACCGCAAUUCCUCCUCGGCUCGCCCAUCGCGUUCCAGCCAGGAAACAACGACCGGAUCGAGCAGCGAAACGGAAACAGACGCCGAGAGAAUGCAGCCAAGCCGGCCUGGAACUAGUGGGACAUUGCGCUCGAUGCAGUCGAUGCCCUUGUUGACUCCGCUUCAGCAACAUCACCUGGUUCAGCAGCAACAACAGGCCGGUUACAAUCCGGUCUUGGCGGCCGCUGGAGGCAUUUACGGUGUCGUCGGAAUGCAUCCAGGGAUGAUGCCGCAUCCAGCUCAACUUCACGCAGCGGCAGCAGUAGCGGCGGCUGGAAAUCCGACAUGGAAUGGAGAGCCUUGUCCAGUUCACGGAUCCGGAAUCCAUCCGGCUCACCACCAAAUGCCGAUUGCUCAUUACCAGACGCCCCACGGGACGAUUGCGGCUUACCCGCAGCCGCUUUACAGCAGCAUGUCCAUGAAAAGGGCGGCGUCGAUCCACGAAAUGGCCAUGGCCACUCCGCUGCCGGCCAUCAUGCCGCCGCCGCCGCCUCCGCACCACGGGCCCAUUUACGGAACUCUACCGCAUCCGGGCCAUGGUGGUGGUCACCACCAGUUCCUGAUGCCACCGCCGCCCAGUCACGAGCAGCCGACACAUUUCGUCAUGAUGACAACGGCCCCAUCGUCCAUGAUUCACGGUCCGCCAGCGUCCUCCCUGGGCGGACGGAGGACACGACAGCAAGGACGAUCCGGCGGAGGACCCGGGUCGCUUCCACCGAUGCCAGCACCGUCCCAGAUGGCCACCAUGCAGAGACAAGGACGUCCAUUGGUGGUCAACGGCAAAAACGGACAGCCGGAACCCUUGCCAGUCAGGCACGACGCUCCUCCACUUCCGCCCAAGAUCCCGCCGUCAGACGUGGCCUCCAAAACGGCGUCCAGGACCAGCAGCGCCGCCAAACCCUUCAGCUACAACGCCUGCUGCAAAGGCAACGUCGUCGUCCUCUGGGUCAUCCUGGGCAUCAUCGGACUGGGCGUCGUCCUGGCCAUCGUCUUCUACUACGCCUUCCAAUAAUUAAAAAAGAAAAUGGACAAUUUUUGUGUCAUUUAAUCGGACGGAAUUUUUCUUAUUACUGUGUGACUUUUUGAUAUGUACGUACAUUCACCUGGUUGAAGAAAUUCGCAGGUGGAUGUUUUUUUUGAAAAUUUCUUUUUCAUCAAAAUUUUUCUUCCUAUUUCGCUUACGGCUCAAUUUUUUUCCUACCUUCCAAGUGAGUGUAAAGAGUAAAAAAGAAAAAAGAAACUCACGUGAAAAUGCGAUGAGUAAGAAAUAAAAAAAUGAGGUUGUUGCAGCAGCAGCGAAUGUAAAAGGUCAGCAGCAGCAGCAGCAAUCCACUUGAUCUUUUUCUGAAGUAAGCCCUCCAGGACGUGUCGUGAUCCUGUAAGAGAAAGAAUAAA
This is a messenger RNA of Daphnia pulicaria, 2314 nucleotides long. Its product is annotated as trithorax group protein osa-like. NCBI's taxonomy places the organism in Eukaryota, Metazoa, Arthropoda, Branchiopoda, Diplostraca, Daphniidae. Bases 408 to 1931 code for a protein of 507 amino acids. The transcript is spliced from 3 exons. The record is from RefSeq and is a predicted model, not a curated record.